AUGUUUAUUUUCGUCGAGUCUGCAGAACCCGUUUCGUGCCUUUUGACAGUUUCAGUAAGCACCGAGUCCAGUGAGCAGCUGACGGCGGCAGCAGCGACUAGAUCGAAUCAGGCGAAUCAGCUGUGUGGGGUUUGCUGAGAGCGAUGGAAAUCUGAUUUUUUUUUCUCCCAGGAAAAUAGAGAUUUUUUUCGAAACGGUUUAGUUCUGUGUGACAAGUGCCGAUAAAAGAUGGAUUAUAAGAGUGUUGUUUACAACGCCGCCAGGGAUGGCAACCUGAAUAGAUUGAAGAUAUACCUACAUUCUAACAAAGGUAAAGAAGAAGUAUCCAUGCUCGUGGCAUCCAAAACGUCUGGAGCCACCCCUUUAGUGAUAGCUUGCCGAAAUGGACAUUUCCACGUUGCCCAAUACCUGAUAGAAAAAUGUGGCGCAGACGUAGAACAGCCCGGCUCAGUCGUCUUCGACGGCGAGACCAUAGAGGAGGCCCCGCCCCUCUGGUGCGCAGCCGCGGCCGGCUACCUGGACAUCGUCAAGUUGCUGAUAUCGCACGGCGCCAAGGUGAACAGCACGACGAGGACCAAGUCGACGCCGCUUAGGGCGGCCUGCUUCGACGGCCACCUGAACAUCGUCAAGUACCUGGUGCAGCACCGCGCCGACAUCGAGAUAGCCAACCGACACGGGCACACCUGUCUGAUGAUAGCGUGCUACAAGGGGCACCUGGAGGUCGUCAAGUACCUGCUGGAGCUGAACGCUGACGUGAACAGGAGGAGCGUGAAGGGCAACACGGCGCUUCACGACUGCGCGGAGUCGGGCAGCUUGGAUAUACUGAGGCUGUUGCUGGAUCAUGGCGCCGUUAUGACUAGGGACUCUUACGGCAUGACACCCAUCUUGGCUGCUGCCGUCACGGGCCAUUACUACAUCGUGAGCUUCCUGAUCCAUCACCCGGACGUCUCUAGGGAAGAACAGAUAGACGCCCUAGAGCUCUGCGGCGCAACCUUCGUGGACAAAAAAAGGGACAUGGUGAAAGCGAUAUACCUAUGGAAGAAGGCUAUGCUCAUAAGGUAUCUUCCGGGAGAGAAGAGGAUAAACAAACCGACGCCGGUGAUCCGAAAAGCUUACGACUACGUCGAAGAGGUGAAAGACGCCGACGAGCUGGACAACCUGAUCGCCAACCUGGACAGCAUGAGGAUGCACGCCCUCAUCAUCAGGGAGAGGAUCCUGGGUCUGAGCCAUCCGGACACCAGCUACUUCGUGAGGUACAGGGGCGCCGUCUACGCAGACUCGGGCCGCUUCGACCGGUGCAUAGACCUGUGGAACUACGCGCUCGACAUGCAACAGAGCAACAGGCAGAACGUCCAUCCGAUGACGCAGAGCAGCCUGUUCUCCUUCACCGAGCUGUUCUCGUUCAUGAUGGCGGAGGAGGGCAAGCAGACCCUUAGAGGCAUCGUGCCGCCCGCCGACAUCCGGGAGGUGCUCAGGGUGUUCAACAAGGCGGUCGAGGAGGUGAAGUUCGCGAAUAGGAAGCUGGACGAGGCCAAGGGCGGCGACGAGAAGAACCCCAGCUAUCUGACGCGGGUCAUGAUGAUCUGUCUGCACCUGAGCUGUCUGCUGCUCAGGCUGAUGGAGGACGCGCCGAAGGCCGACCAUCAGCAGGUGCGCAAGGCGAUCUACGACUUCGUCACGCUGGACAUCAAGGCGAAGAAGGGGCGGAGGUUGCUGCAUCUGGCGUGCUGUCUGGACGCCACCCUGCAGUGGACGUACCCCGCGUGCCAGUUUCCCUCGUCGAAAUUGGCCAAGGUCAUACUGGAGUUUGGUGCCAAUCCGAACUGCAAGGACGACGAGGGCAACACGCCCCUACACCUGACCGCCAUGGCCUCCCCCUGCCCGCCCAAGGUACCGCAGGUCCUGCUGGAACACGGCGCGCACAUAGACACAGUGAACAACAACGGCGACACGUUCGCCGCCCUGCUCAAGGGUCAGAAGGUGAACGAAGUCGUGGACAUGAUGAAGUACACGAGACUGACCUGCGCCGCGGCCCGCGUGAUACAACAGUUCAAAAUACCGUACAAGGGCGUAGUUCCGGUCAAUUUGGAAUCGUUCAUCGCCUGCCAUUAGAACCGCAGACUAGAGAUUGUGAUAAAGUGAUAUCCGAGGUAGCGCGACGGAGUUCGACCACAGAGGAGGUUCGUAUACGUGAGUCCGACCAUAGAUUUUUGACGUUUGGUGACUGUGUUACGUCCGAUUUCGGAAGGGUUGAGGUGUUUGGGAUAUAUUGUUCGAUUUGAAUUUUCCGUGUUGAUGAUUAAAGAUGAUAGACUGUAUAGAUGAAGCGUCGGAACUGUUUUAAACGUUGAAUGGGGUGAACACGAUGUUCGAUACUGCCAUAGGGGUAAUAUUUGGACGUUCUGCUAUGCUAUGAUGAAUAUAGACCAUUCGGUUAUCGUUUAUGUUCAGUUCAAAAUGAAGCGGCGUCGAAUUUUCAUCGGCAAAUACGUCAAUAUAGGUUAGGAACGAAGAUAACCAACUGCGCAUUGAAACAUCGACCAUACUUUGGGAGAAUUCGUUUAAAAGCUGGUCAAAUGAUAUACCCUUUACCUUUUGUUUUCAUUUCGGAUGGUAGCUUUAAUCCGAAUUAUUUCGAAGAGUGAGAUCAGUCGGCUGAUAAGCGGUAGGACUUUGAACUUUACAGUCAGCGAUCGUUUCGUUUUUAAUUUUUUUACACAUCUGUUUUUCAUGAUAGAACGUUUAGUUCCAGUGUCGGAAACGCCAAGCGUGUAGUUAGCCUAAAAACAUCGAUCGUAGUCGUCAAAAUACAAACUAUCAGCUUGCCGGAGUUGAUACUGGUACUAACGGAUUUUUCAUGAGAAACUGCACGCGUAAAAAAAUACGAACGAAAAGUACACAUCUCGUGGUUGAAUCGGUUAGUCAUUGCCGCCAACAGAAUGGGGAAGUUUGAGGUUAUGCAUCACCACCGAUAGAAAUUUUAAAAAUUAACUGAAUUUUAGCGAAUUUUAAACGGCUACACCCAUCUAGUCUCAUUAAAAUGCUUAGGUACAGUUUAAGUCUCGGCGAAACCGAAUUUGUACAGUAGAAUAAUAUAAUUUAUUAUACGUAAAUUGCAGCAUUCAGUGAGAUUUUAUUUAAUCGAAGGUGAAUGAGUGAAAUUCGAUGGAGAGUUGGUUGUAGUCUUGAUGAAAGUCUUUUGUCAUUCUGCUCUAUGAAUUCGGUUCAACUUGAUCAAGUACGUAAACGCCAACACUUUCAGUGCUUUACCAUAAAAUUUGUCACGAACCAAAUUCGAUUUUUUCCUGAGACUCGAUGAUAGCGGCAAGUUAAAAAUGGAAUUAUAUUAAUUUCAGAUCUAGUAACGGCUGAACAAUGUGAUAUAUUGAAAUUAAAGUUGUAUAAAUCUAGGUUAAUCUUUCAUUUUUCAUUGUAGACGCAUCACAUAGUUUUUAUCUGAUGUUCGUUCGGCAUUGACUGAGAUAAGAGGAUGGAAAACGCAUCUUUGUACAUUCAUCUUUUAGGAUAUUCCCGUUAGUUUCAUAUCUGGAUGUGUGAUUUAUGUAUAAAUGCUGCAUAGAUUGCAUCAGUUUGAAUCUUAGCUAUAUGAAUUUUGUUGAUAUAUGAAGUAAAUGGUUAUUAUAG
Molecule: messenger RNA, 3645 nt
Organism: Coccinella septempunctata (seven-spotted ladybird)
Lineage: Eukaryota; Metazoa; Arthropoda; Insecta; Coleoptera; Coccinellidae
Product: protein fem-1 homolog CG6966
Exons: 6
Coding region: 229-2112 (627 amino acids)
Molecular function (GO): protein binding
Source: RefSeq, a predicted model, not a curated record